AUGUCGCUGCCCAAGAAGCGACGGCUGGAGCCGGAGGAGGGCGCGGCGGGGGGCGAGGCGGCGGAGGCGGAGGCGGCGGCGGAGGCGGCGGAGGAGGAGCGGCGGCGCGGCGCGGGCGAGGCGGAGGCGCCGCCGGGCCCGGGCCCCGGCCCGCCCCCUCCCCCCGAGCGCGACCGGCUGUACUACGCGUGCUACGCGGACGUGUCGGUGCACGAGGAGAUGCUGGCGGACCGCGUCCGCACCGAGGCGUACCGGCGCGGCAUCCUGCGGCACGGCGCCUGGCUGCGCGGCAAGGCGGUGCUGGACGUGGGCGCGGGCACGGGCAUCCUGAGCGUGUUCUGCGCGCAGGCGGGCGCGCGGCGCGUGUACGCGGUGGAGGCCAGCUCCAUCUGGCAGCAGGCGCGCGAGGUGGUGCGGCUCAACGGGCUGGAGGGGCGCGUGCGCGUGCUGCCGGGCCCCGUGGAGACGGUGGAGCUGCCCGAGCGCGUGGACGCCAUCGUGAGCGAGUGGAUGGGCUACGGGCUGCUGCACGAGUCCAUGCUGCGCUCCGUGCUGCACGCGCGCGCCAAGUGGCUCAAGGAGGGCGGCCUGCUGCUGCCGGCGUCGGCCGAGCUCUUCGUGGCGCCCGUGAGCGACCAGGGCCUGGAGCUGCGGCUGGGCUUCUGGGGCCAGGUGAAGCAGCGCUACGGCGUGGACAUGAGCUGCCUGGAGCGCUUCGCCACGCGCUGCCUGAUGGGCCACGCGGAGAUCGUGGUGACGGCGCUGUCGGGCGAGGACGUGCUGGCGCGGCCCGAGCGCUUCGCGCGCCUGGAGCUGGCGCGCGCGGGGCUGGAGCGCGAGCUGGAGGCGGGCGUGGGCGGCCGCUUCCGCUUCCGCUGCUACGGCGCCGCGCCCCUGCACGGCUUCGCCGUCUGGUUCCAGGUGACCUUCCCGGGCGGCGGCGCCGGCCGGCCGCCGCUGGUGCUGUCCACCUCGCCCUUCCACCCGGCCACGCACUGGAAGCAGGCGCUGCUCUACCUGGACGAGCCCGUGCCCGUGGAGCAGGACACGGACAUCGCGGGCGAGAUCACGCUGCUGCCUUCCCCGGACGACCCCCGCCGCCUGCGGGUGCUGCUGCGCUACCGCGUGGGGGACCGCGAGGAGAGGACCAAGGACUUCGCCAUGGAGGACUGAGCCCCC
Perognathus longimembris pacificus (Pacific pocket mouse) is the source of this 1179-nucleotide messenger RNA. It is a transcript of the gene Prmt6, whose product is annotated as protein arginine methyltransferase 6. Gene Ontology annotation, molecular function: protein-arginine N-methyltransferase activity. The transcript has a single exon. Gene Ontology annotation, biological process: peptidyl-arginine methylation. The record is from RefSeq and is a predicted model, not a curated record. NCBI's taxonomy places the organism in Eukaryota, Metazoa, Chordata, Mammalia, Rodentia, Heteromyidae. Bases 1 to 1173 code for a protein of 390 amino acids.